Molecule: messenger RNA, 816 nt
Organism: Fusarium falciforme
Lineage: Eukaryota; Fungi; Ascomycota; Sordariomycetes; Hypocreales; Nectriaceae
Product: AB hydrolase-1 domain-containing protein
Exons: 1
Coding region: 1-816 (271 amino acids)
Source: RefSeq, a predicted model, not a curated record
AUGGCAUCACACGAAACCGCCGAGACAGAGCCUGAACUCUACUUUAUGGAUUUCAACGACGACAGGCCCGCCACCAUCGUCCUCCUCCACGGCCUCCUCAACUCGCACAUCGAGUGGUCUUUCGUGAUCACUCACCUGGGCAACUACCACAUCAUCGCACCCGACCUCAGCGGUCACUCCCGGUCGCGGGACAUACUACCCGCCGACAUCGGUAGCUCGGCCGACCGUGUCGCCGCGCUGAUCCGCCGGCACGCAAAGGGCGGCCGGGCCCACGUCGUCGGCCUCUCGAUGGGCGCCUUUGUCACCCUCCGGCUCGGCCAGCGGCAUCCGGACCUGGUGCUCUCGGCGUUUGUCACGGCCGGACACCCGAUGGAGCGCCAGUGGGCGUGGGUCGUCGGACACCCGAGCAUCACAUACUACAUGACCUUCUUCCUGCUAGAGCUCGUACCCGUCUGGCUGUACAUGCGCGUGGCGACGGGUCGGGGCAUGCGGCACCACGAGGGGCUGCUGUCGGAGAUGCGGCGCAACAGGAGGUGGGAGGUGAUCCGGACUGUGGACAUGGGGCUGUUGGAGCUGACCUGGGAGGACGUGCGAAGCCUGCCGAUGAGGACGCUGUCGAUUGCGGCGGAGACGGUAGACGACGUCGAGGCGGUGAGGCGGAUGGGCAGGGAGAUGCCCGUGGAGGGAUCCCUGGGCGCUGUGGUGAGAGGGGCGGUGCAUACAUGGAACCUACAGAAGCCCGAGCUGUUUGCGGAGGCCAUCAAGGCCUGGGUUGAGGGGAGGGAUCUGCCGGAAGGGAUAGAGAUUCUGAAGUGA